AGCGAACAGGCGGCCGCGGCGGUAGGAGGAGGUGGAGCCGGUGACUGGGACGAACACUGUCUCGGUCCUGCCCACUACCCACACCCCCCUGUCCUCCGACCCCUGCUGACUUGUUGCUCGUGGGCCGGGGCCGGGCUUCACUUCCGCUUCCCUCCGCCACUCGGCCGCGGCUCGCCCUCUCUCUCUCUCUUACUCUCUCAUUCUGUGUGUCCCAGGCCGCCCAGGGGGGAGCCCCCAAGGCUGCACGGCCCCGACCGCCGGAGACCCAGCGCUGCAGUCCCGGGGUUGUUUUAACCUGGAAUAAUGUCCAAUAACGGAGAGUUGGAGGACAAACCACCGGCACCCCCUGUACGUGUGAGUAGCACUAGUUUCCCAAUGGGUAGCAAGGACACGCUGUUGACUAACCACAAUGCCAAGCCACUGCCAUCUGUACCUGAAGAGAAACAGAAGCGGACAAAACUCAAGUCUAUUUUCUCAAACACUGGAGAAAAAGCAAAUAAGAAGAGAGAAAAGGAACGGCCAGAAAUAUCUCCUCCGUCAGACUUUGAGCACACGAUCCAUGUUGGGUUCGAUGCUGUGACAGGGGAGUUCACGGGAAUGCCUGAACAAUGGGCUCGACUAUUACAGACAUCCAACAUCACCAAAUUGGAACAGAAGAAAAAUCCUCAGGCUGUGCUCGAUGUGCUCAAAUUCUACGAUUCCAAAGAUACAGCGAAACAGAAAUACCUGAGCUUCACAGAGCAACCAGACAGGUUUCCUGCAGUUACGCCUGCACAUAGUACAAAGAGCACUGAGCCAUCGAGUGUACAAACAGUACUGGAGGAGGAUGAUGAUGAGGCUCCACCUCCAGCCAUCGCACCACGGCCAGAUUGCACCAAAUCUGUUUACACGCGAUCUGUGAUUGAUCCGAUCCCUCCACCUGCCAGCAGAGAAGCAGAUGGUGAUGGCACUUCAAAGGGUUUGGACAAAACAAAAAAGAAAGCAAAGAUGACAGAUGACGAGAUUAUGGAAAAACUGAGAACUAUUGUGAGUGUUGGAGAUCCAAAGAAAAAAUACACCAGAUUUGAGAAAAUCGGGCAGGGUGCAUCAGGGACAGUAUUCACAGCCAUUGAUGUAGCAACUGGACAGGAGGUGGCAAUCAAACAGAUUAAUCUGCAGAAACAGCCAAAAAAAGAGCUAAUUAUCAAUGAGAUUCUGGUGAUGAAGGAACUGAAGAACAGCAACAUUGUUAACUUCCUGGACAGUUACCUGGUGGGUGAUGAGUUGUGUGUUGUGAUGGAAUAUCUGGCUGGUGGUUCACUGACUGAUGUUGUUACAGAAACUUGUAUGGAUGAAGCACAGAUUGCUGCAGUAUGUAGGGAGUGCUUACAAGCAUUGGAGUUCCUGCACGCAAACCAGGUCAUUCAUCGAGACAUCAAGAGCGACAAUGUGCUACUGGGCAUGGAUGGAUCUGUGAAACUCACUGACUUUGGGUUCUGUGCCCAGAUCACACCAGAGCAGAGCAAGCGCAGCACCAUGGUGGGCACACCUUACUGGAUGGCACCCGAAGUGGUCACCAGGAAAGCAUAUGGCCCCAAGGUUGACAUCUGGUCACUGGGGAUCAUGGCCAUUGAGAUGGUGGAGGGCGAGCCCCCUUACCUAAACGAGAAUCCACUGAGGGCCUUGUACCUGAUUGCCACUAAUGGUACUCCAGAGCUGCAGAAUCCAGAGAAGCUCUCCUCUAUCUUCCGUGAUUUUCUCAACCGCUGCUUGGAGAUGGAUGUGGAAAAACGAGGAUCUGGGAAAGAGUUGCUGCAGCAUCCGUUCCUGAAGUUGGCCAAGCCCUUAUCUAGUUUGACACCGCUGAUUCUGGCAGCCAAAGAUGCAAUGAAGAGUAAUCGCUAGGAUCUCCUUUUCUUUAGCCCUUGGCUCUUUUCUUCCCCUCCUCCCUCCCUCCUUCCCCUGCCUCCCCACACUUCGGAAUAAUGUAUCCCAGUCUGCAUUGAUAUGGCAGAGCAACUGCAGAAUCCCAUGGCGGGAAAUUCCUUGUCCCUGUCGCCGGCCCACCAUGCAAGCAGGGUCGAUGCUGCUUUCAUGUAUUUUUCAAGAAACCGUGAUACAAUAUCUCUCCCUCUCUCUGUCCUCCCCCCACCCCCCCCCCCCCCUCUCUCUCUCUCUCUCCCCCUCACUUCAGUACUUGAAUAGCAGAUCGAAGACAAACUAGCUGCCUCUAUUGUGGAAUCUGGACUCUCCCUAGGAUGCGAUUUGCUCUGCCCAUUGCUUGUCUCUUCUUAUGGACAUUAUGUACUGUACUGGGUGAGCGGGGCUGCGGGAUGUUUUGCUUGAUGCCUUUUUUUUUGUAUAUUAUGUAACUGUGGCAGAUUGCAUUGUUAGAAUUCAGGAGAGAAGUUGAUAUAGUUGUCCUUUUUUAAGAAAAAAAGAACUUUUUAUUGUUUGUACUAACAGUCUGGAGUUCUGACUGGCUACUUGCAGUGGCAGGCUCUGGGAUAAUGAGACUGCAGCCUCCUCCAUAUUUGUGAUCAGUGUGAUUUGUUGUUGUUAGCCUUUGAGAGAAUUGCCUCUGACUGGUGUGCACCUUCAAAGCAGCAGUAAGAGCUUACUGAUUAUUCUGAUUUUGUUUCUUUUGACUGUAAUCACCCAAGAGUGUUGCUGGAUUCAGGCCUGCAUUAAGACGCACUCGACCCAAUUCGUGGGAACGUUGUGAUUUGUUUUGCAUUGGGAACUUCUCUGUGGGUUCCUUGUUUGUGUUGUAGUCACAACAGUGCAUUCCCAGUCUUAUUUGAAAUGCAUUGUUAACUGCUUCACUGACUCCUAAGUUCCAGUAAGGCUUCUGUGAAUAAAUUGAGUGGAAAGUUUGGUGUGUGGAACUGGCUUGUACACACUAAGCAGAGUUUCCCAGCAGUAUAAUGAAAGGACGGUAUUUUGAUUGGGCCUGCAGGUGCUAAUCAGAAUGGCACAAUCCUAUGGCCUUCAGUACCUGAGAAACCUAUUUAUUUUCAAAGUUUAUUAGCAUGAAUGUUAGAAAGUGCCGUCUACUUUGAAUCAAUGCUUCAUAUCUUUUGUAGAAUGCAUUCUCUGUGGAUGAAUCAACACCAUCACCAUACCUAAUCUGUGCAGCAUCUGAUUUCUAUACCCCACAUCAGCUAUACCCCAAGCAUAGUCUGCAGUUGCACUUCUGUGCAUAUAGCUGAACCACUCUGCAUUACAUUCAACCUAUACGUGUAGUUGUGCAUUGCAAACCUAUCACUGUACUGCAUCUUGUUGCCUUAAACUGCACUGCAUUAGGCACACUGCAGUCACCACGUUAUAUAGUGCUUGGGCAUAAUGGCACAUGAGUGAAAUGUAGUACUGGGGUAAGUGUGAGUGGUAGUAGGUAGUGGGCCACAGCAUUAUGGUGUCCACACAGUUAUGGUGAGACGUUUGAACUUGGCCACAAUGAGGUAUUAUUUUGGUUGGGGGGAGAGCCUGUGAAGUUACUCUCUCACGUGAGCUUGUGUAGCUGCUGCCUUUUCUGUGUGCAUUGCCACAACCACAACUGUUCAAUACAUUGUGACAACUGCCAAAUUGAAAGAACCCAACUCACUAAUGGUUCUCAAAACAGCAUGACUGAUAGUGAAUUCUGUGGCUUGUUACUACAGUAUUAAAAGAAGAAAGUCUAACAAAAGGCUAAACAUUUCUGAAAGUGCCUAACAGUAGAGUCUGAUACAAUUGGAGAUUUGAGGUUUUGGACUCUUUUUUUUCUAAUUAAUACUAAAAAUAAAAUUUGUAGAAAAACA
Messenger RNA from Hemiscyllium ocellatum (epaulette shark), 3776 nucleotides. Its product is annotated as serine/threonine-protein kinase PAK 2-like. The record is from RefSeq and is a predicted model, not a curated record. NCBI's taxonomy places the organism in Eukaryota, Metazoa, Chordata, Chondrichthyes, Orectolobiformes, Hemiscylliidae. Bases 304 to 1884 code for a protein of 526 amino acids. The transcript has 15 exons. Gene Ontology annotation, molecular function: ATP binding; protein serine/threonine kinase activity. Gene Ontology annotation, biological process: intracellular signal transduction; regulation of MAPK cascade; protein phosphorylation. Gene Ontology annotation, cellular component: cytoplasm.